AUGGGCCUAAAGGGCGGCAGAAGCUUUUGGGGGCCUGCUACAGCUACCUCUGCUGCACUUAAAGCCGUAGAGCUGAUGGGAGCGGAGGCGUAUGUACUGGUAAAUCAAGAACAGCUUGCGAAGCAGCGAGCCGCCAACCGCAACAUCAGAUCCUUGCUGGGGGCCAGGCGAGGACAAGAUGUGGCCGCCGUCAAGGAGCCUGCGGUUGCCUUGAGUAUUCAAGUUUCAGCCGAACUUGCGGGAGCAGCGGCAGCUGCCGCUGGCUCUGUGAACAAGCGCAGAUCGGAGGCUGCUGGUGCAGCAGAGGCAACAGUGCGAGACGAGAGGGAAGGGCGGCCUGCCCCUCUGCCUGAGUACGCAGCGCUGCCGGAUCUUCCCGAGGAUGAGCCUUCACGCAGCGAUAGGCCCCUGCGACUGUGGCAACAUCAGCAGCACCAGCAACUGCUUUGGCUUCAACAGCGCCGCAUGCAGUUCCACGAACGGGAGCAUAAGCCGCGGCAUCCAGGCUGCAGAUCUAGUGACGGAGGAGGGGACUCGCCAGUACGCCGCCCGCAGCCGGCUACUGCGAAUAUAGAGGAGGCGGAGGCAGCAUUGGGGGGGGCAUCUGCAUCACUCGCGGGGGUGAAAAUCGCCGCAGCAGGAGCAGCGGCAGCUGCAGCGGGUGCAGACUUUUUCGGGAGAUUGCACGCCGAAUGUAUCGCGCUGCUCGGUCUUCUGACGCCUAGCGAAGAAGAAGAAGCGCGCAAACGGGAGGCUGCCGGACGCGUGCGCGCGGCGUGUUCCCUCCUGUUUCAAGGCUGCUCAGUUGAGGUGUUUGGUUCUUCCUUUACCUCCUUAGACCUUCCCGGGAGCGAUCUUGAUCUGUGCGUGUUCGCGCAUACUACCCCUCCUCAGCUGAGUUACUAUGCAUGCAGCCAGUGCCGCUGCUGCAUCAACAGCGGUAGCGGCAGUGCAGAUGGCGGCUCAGGCCGCAGCAUCUCCGAGACUGCUCCCGGGAGCAGUGCGAGGAUUAGCACCCCAUGUAGACGCGAGGCGAGGGGAUCCAUCAGGUGCUGUUGCUUUCGUUCGAGUGUCUACACUCCGAAGAAAAACGGCCUCUGCAGCAGCAAUUGCCGCCAUGGGGGCCCAGAAGGGUUUAAGGAACUGAUGCGGACCGCGGCAGCUGAAACAGGCGACACAGAAAACGCUUACGUUCGUGAACAGCGAAUUAAGAACAUACGGUUGCUCGUAUGGUUUCUCCAUAAGCUGAACAGCGCAUCGGCAGAAGUAGCGCAUGGAGGCACCCGUGGGGGGCAUCUCCCUAGGAAAGGGUUAGGAGCGUUUGCUCUAGGCAUCGAGCCAAUCCUCCAGGCCCGCGUUCCCAUCUGCAAAUUCAGGGAUGCGGCAACAGGCGUUGCGGUGGAUCUCAGCUUUGACCAGCCUUCUGCCCUUCUAACAUCCCUUUAUGUUCGCUACAAGCUCAACGAAUUCGCAAUGCUACGGCCCCUCCUACUCUUAAACAAACUGCUCCUUCGCCACUGGAGGCUUCAUGAGCCAUUCAAAGGCGGUGUCGGCUCGUACCUCCUAUUCGUUAUGUGUCUUCACUUCCUACAGAACAACCCUAACCUCCGAGACACGAAAGGGCACCGCCAUUUGAAUCUGGGCCAUUUGCUGUUUCAAUUUUUACAGUACUUUGGCUGUCAAUUCAACUACGCAAGCAACACCAUCAGUGUUCGUGGCGAUGGCAAGCUGACACGCAAAAGGGAUAUCAUGCAUAAGGGUCAGAACCGGUUGCGGCUUAGUGCGGAGAGUCCCUUGGAUACAUCGAGGGAUAUUGGGUGCAACGCGUAUAAGAUAAUGGAGAUCCGUGGAGCGUGGCGCAAGGCUUAUCUCCGACUGGCUCAGCGACUCGUGUCGGAAGUGCGUCAGGCGGCCUCCAAAAACUGCCAAGAGGCCUCGGCAGAGACUGCUGCAGGUGACAUGCCUCUCCUGUGCUCUGUGUUCGGUACACCUCCAUGGCCUAAAGAGUUGAUGAGUGCGUCUUUCGUCGAGAGCAGCAAUAAGGGUGGCGCUGAGCCGAUCGCCUCUCAAAGGCCAGGGGUAUGGAUAACUGAAGCGGUCAGAACGGAGACCGAAAGAGCAGUGCAGCACCUUCUCGACUCGUCUGAGCGCCUGCGGAGGGCUCUCCGGCUCCGCCUUCAACCGGGAAGAUUCGACGAAAUCGUCGACGACUCGGGAGAGGAUGUGGUUUGCUGCACUCGCACCGGCAGCAGCAAUGCCAGCUGCAACAAGGGGCACACAAUCUUCAGCUCAGAUAGCGAUUCGUCGGGGGAAUUGCAACGGUGGCCCUGGGCACGAAAGCAGCAGCCACAGCAAUCGCGAAGAACGCCUGGAGGUGCUAUUUCCAGUGCUCGCCAAAACCUGACCACGUCACCAAGCAGCAGUCCUCGGAUAACCCCCAUGAGAGCUUUGGCCGUACGUACUACACCCUGUGCUCAAUCUGCAACACGAGCUGCGGGCAAAAGUGAGACUCGCAGCCAACCUCCCAUCAUAAGCGUGCUCGACACCAGUGAUAGCGAUUCGAGUGUCGUAGAACUGCCGCAACACAAGCUACGCGAGGCUAACCAACAAAGGCGGAAGAAGCGCAAACAACGUCAAGCAGAGGAGAGACGGAAACGGCACAAGGCAGAGAAAAUGCACACCCCAAAUACUCACCGUCGGUAG
This is a messenger RNA of Cyclospora cayetanensis, 2703 nucleotides long. RefSeq lists its product as uncharacterized. The transcript is spliced from 9 exons. The record is from RefSeq and is a predicted model, not a curated record. The coding region runs from base 1 to 2703 and encodes 900 amino acids. Gene Ontology annotation, molecular function: poly(A) RNA polymerase activity; mRNA binding. Gene Ontology annotation, biological process: RNA 3'-end processing. Gene Ontology annotation, cellular component: TRAMP complex; nucleolus. NCBI's taxonomy places the organism in Eukaryota, Apicomplexa, Conoidasida, Eucoccidiorida, Eimeriidae.